Trematomus bernacchii (emerald rockcod) is the source of this 1185-nucleotide messenger RNA. It is a transcript of the gene pih1d2, whose product is annotated as PIH1 domain containing 2. NCBI's taxonomy places the organism in Eukaryota, Metazoa, Chordata, Actinopteri, Perciformes, Nototheniidae. The record is from RefSeq and is a predicted model, not a curated record. Gene Ontology annotation, cellular component: ribonucleoprotein complex; R2TP complex; cytoplasm. Gene Ontology annotation, biological process: rRNA processing; box C/D snoRNP assembly. The transcript is spliced from 5 exons. Bases 1 to 942 code for a protein of 313 amino acids.
AUGUCUGGCAGCACAGGGGAUGUUUUACAGCAAGUCAACCAGUUCUGGUCCAUCCUGGAUGAUCUUUCUCAAAAUGACCCCGCAGCAUACCGCCAGUUGAUAGAGAAGCAGAUGAAAGAAGGAGCUGGAUUCAGUGCACCGCCUGAGCUAGACUCCUGUAUUCGCACUGAAAUGUUGGAGCCAAAGAAAGGGUCACUGUACAUCAACAUAUGCAGCUGGAAACGUGUGCCUGCACCUCAGGAUCCCAGCAGGCCUUUACCUGUGUGUGCAGGAAAACUGGAAACAGACGAGAAUGAAGGUAUCUGCACUGUGUUGGAUGUGGCAUUUAACCCUGCAGUGCUACAGGAAAGUAAGAAAGACAAAACAGAAGUCUACAUGCUGACCCUGAGCUUUGCCCAGCAGCAUCAUGGGAUGAGGUUAUCUCAGGAGUACACUGUCGUCAGCUGUAGCCCAAAGAGUAACCCAGAAGACUUGCACCGCCGCCUUGGGUUUCGGCAGUGGCCUUACACCUCCAGUAAAACAGACACAGCCAGUCAGACCCCAGCUGCCCUCCUGCAGCAAAUAACCGCUCUACGCUCAGAGAAACAACACCAGGACCCUGGAGCCCAAAUUGACUUCAGACCUGCAGAGCAAAUAAAUAUGGAUUUGAUCCAGGUCAUCUCCACCACAUUUGUGCAGCCUCAGAAGCCUGAGUACCAACUCGAGGUGAAGACAGAUAGGGAAGGGGUUGCUCGCAGCAUGGAGAUCUUAUUGGAUCUGCCAAAGGUUUGCUCCAUGUCCGAGUGUCAGCUGAGAAUCUCCAAGGACGACGUCUUACUGGAGGUGGAGGAUGUCUACUAUUUGCUUCUAGAACUCCCCAAACCUGUUAUUGAAGACACUGCAUCGGCCAUUUUCAAUAAGAAGAAUCGAACGCUAACUUUGAGAGUGGAUGUUUUUUUAUGACAAUUUGACUAAAUAGUGAAACUAAUAAUGAAGAAAAGAGGUGAGUAGUGCUGGAAAUGGGCAGAAGAAACUGUGAAGCUAUGCAUUCUGACACUGAGAUGACCUCAAACCAAAUAACCAAAACAAACUGAAUUCAUGCUAUGCAAUCUGAAAAGCCUGAAAAGCCUCAAAACAAUAGACAGCUCCCCUGUAAACUGAUCUGUUCCAAAUCCAUCUGGCUUUGUGCAGGAUACGAUAUACAAA